AUCGAUAAAUCGCGUAAAGAGGAAACGCGUGUAACGCGAUCCCCAGACUCUGUCAACUUCCAGCAUCCAACUCCAAACCAAAUCUCGCUGCUCACAGCUUCGUACUCUAUCCGUCAAUUCCUGCCCAUCAUGGAUGACUCGGACGACCUCCUCACCGGUGAACCGCCCACCAUCGAUCCGUAUGAGGUCCUUGGCUUGGAGCGCACGGCAGACGAGGGCCAGAUCAAAUCUGCCUAUCGAAAGCUCGCUCUGAAAAACCAUCCAGACAAGGUUCCCGACGAUCAGAAGCAAAAAGCCCACGAGGCCUUUCAGUCUAUAGCCUUUGCAUAUGCGGUGCUAUCCGACCCGGCGAGGCGCAAACGUUAUGACGAGACAGGCUCGACCUCCGAGUCCAUUGUCGACUCGGAUGGCUUCAGCUGGUCAGACUUCUACCGAGAGCAGUACCGCGACACAGUCACUGCUGAUGCGAUCGAAAAAUUCGCGAAACAGUACAAGGGUUCUGAUGAAGAAAAGGACGACGUCCUAAUCGCAUAUGAAGAAUACAAAGGCAAGAUGGACAAGGUCUACGAGUCAGUUAUGCUAAGCGAUGUACUUGAAGACGACGAACGAUUCCGCGCGAUCAUAGACGAGGCCAUCGCUAAUAAGGAUGUCCCUGCGUUCAAAGCUUACACGCAGGAGAGCAAAAAGUCUAAGGAAGCCCGAGUCAAGGCCGCGAAGAAGGAAAGCGUCGAGGCUGAGGAGUACGCCAAGGAAUUAGGGGUGCAUGAUAAGCUAUUUGGCAAGAAAGAUAAUAAAGACGGCAAGAGUAAAAGCAAGAAGGGAUCGUCCGAAGAUGACCUAGCAGCACUUAUUCGCCGUAACCAGCAAGGUCGAAGCAAUUUUCUUGACAAUCUAGCGGCCAAGUAUGGCGCAGCACCGAGCGCUAAGAAGGGCAAGAAGCGUGCUAGUCCGGAAGAGCCUUCUGAGGAAGCUUUCCAGGCUGCGGCAGCGAGGUUGAAGAAGAAGAGCAAGAAGUAGGAUCGAGUCUAGUUUUCGUUUACGGCGCAUAUGGUAUUCAGGCAAGUAGGGGAAUCAAUUAUCAAGACAUAAAAUUCACAAGAUACAUAAUUCAAACGUCUUGGUGUUGUAU
This is a messenger RNA of Daldinia loculata, 1129 nucleotides long. RefSeq names its product chaperone protein dnaJ 6. The record is from RefSeq and is a predicted model, not a curated record. Gene Ontology annotation, cellular component: nucleus; cytoplasm. NCBI's taxonomy places the organism in Eukaryota, Fungi, Ascomycota, Sordariomycetes, Xylariales, Hypoxylaceae. Gene Ontology annotation, molecular function: heat shock protein binding. The transcript has 3 exons. The coding region runs from base 130 to 1017 and encodes 295 amino acids.